Molecule: messenger RNA, 3043 nt
Organism: Purpureocillium takamizusanense
Lineage: Eukaryota; Fungi; Ascomycota; Sordariomycetes; Hypocreales; Ophiocordycipitaceae
Gene: AGC1
Product: mitochondrial aspartate-glutamate transporter agc1
Exons: 3
Coding region: 552-2669 (705 amino acids)
Biological process (GO): aspartate transmembrane transport; L-glutamate transmembrane transport; malate-aspartate shuttle
Molecular function (GO): L-aspartate transmembrane transporter activity; calcium ion binding; L-glutamate transmembrane transporter activity
Source: RefSeq, a predicted model, not a curated record
AUUCCAUCCAGCCAUCCAUCCAUCCAUCCAUCCAUCCCCGUCUCCAAUUGAGUCAAGGAACAUUUUUUUUUCUCCUUCGCCGCCUGUCGCCGUCACUACCACCGCCUCACCUCCUCGACCCUUUGCGCGUCGCUCAUCCCCCUACGAACCUUCUUCUCACGUUUGCAAAUCGUUGGUUCUGUGUUUUGGCUGCCUUGCGCGCAUUUGGUUAUCGACGCUGUCGCCUGUAUCGUUUUCUGCCGCGUGAACAGACCCUCGCGCGCGCCCUUUUUUUCUUGGUACUGCCGGGGCGUUGGUCACGGCACUCCGAGGCAACCCCGGCCCUGGCAUUUGUGACGGGACUCGUGUCCUCACCCUUUCCAUCGCGGCGUCCACACCCCCCCGGUCGCGCGUUUCCCUCUGACGAAGCGACGACGAAACACUCCAAGUCCUCGACGACGAGACGAGACGGCACACACCCCCGUUUACGGUGACAUAGGGCUGCCGCACCUCGAGCGUCUCUCCGCUCGGCGACAUCGCGUCGUCGUCGUCUAGCCAGCCAGCCAGCCACCAUGUCAAAGGCCACGGCUGUCAAGGAGGCCGUCAAGGAGUCCCUCGUGGGCCACGACGAGCCGGUCCAGCUCUCGGCCCAGACCAAGGCGCGCUUCACCAGCAAUGCCGUCAAGGAUCCCGAGACCGGCGAGCUGUACAUGGGCCCCGACGAGUUCAUCAACGCCGUCGCCCCCAAGAACGAGGAUUAUCACAAGAUCAAGCGCGAGCAGUACUCGAUUCUGUUUCGCGUCGCCGACAGCAAGGGCACCGGCCGCGUCACCCUGACCGACUGGGGCGUCUUCGAGAACCUCCUCCUCAAGCCCGACGCCGAAUACGAAAUCGCCUUUCGCCUCUUCGACGUCGACCGCACCGGCACCGUCAAGUACGAGGAUUUCCGCAAGCUCUACGAGCUCAACAAGGGCCCUGACAGCAUCCCCUUUGACUGGGACUGCGAGUGGGCCAAGCUGUAUAUUGGCAGCCAAAAGAAGCGCCAUGACCUCAGCUACCCUCAGUUCGCCCAGAUGCUGCGCGGCCUCCAGGGCGAGCGCAUCCGCCAGGCCUUCCAGCUCUUCGACAAGGACGGCGACGGCUACGUCAACCCCGAGGACUUUGAGCGCAUCAUCCUCGAGACAGCCAAGCACAAGCUCUCCGACCACCUCCUCGCCAACCUCCACACCCUCUGCAAUAUUUCCAGCAGCAGCAAGGUCUCGUACGCCAACGUCCGCGCCUUCUUGAAUAUGAUCAAGGAGAUGGACCUGGUAGAGCUCAUCGUGCGCCGCGCCGUCCUCCGCAGUAGCGAUGGCAAGAUCACCCGCUCCGAGUUUGUCAACGAGGCCGCCAAGGUCACCCGCUUCUCCCUCUUCACGCCCAUGGAGGCCGACAUCCUCUUCCACUUUGCCAGCAUCGACGAGCCCUCGGGCCGCCUCGGCCUGCACGACUUUGCAAAGGUCCUCGACCCCUCGUGGCGCAGCCCCGUCUACGACACCGACGACUCCGCUAUGGGCGCCCUGCAAAAGGCGACCACGAAGAAGGCAGCCUUCCUCCAGCAGGCUGCCGAGUCUACCUUUAACUUUGCUCUCGGUAGUUUGGCCGGUGCCUUUGGUGCCUUCAUGGUGUACCCCAUUGAUCUCGUCAAGACCCGGUUACAAAACCAACGCGGUGCGCAGCCCGGCCAGCGGCUGUACAAGAAUUCGAUCGACUGCUUCCAGAAGGUGUUCCGUAACGAGGGACUCCGCGGCCUCUACUCUGGCGUUCUGCCGCAGCUCGUCGGUGUCGCGCCCGAAAAAGCCAUUAAGCUGACGGUCAACGACCUUGUGCGCGGCCACUUUACCGACAAGCAGGGCAAGAUCUAUUGGGGCGCCGAGGUCCUGGCCGGUGCCAGCGCCGGUGGCUGCCAAGUUGUCUUCACAAAUCCCCUCGAAAUCGUCAAGAUCCGCCUGCAGGUGCAGGGUGAAGUCGCCAAGACGGUCGAGGGCACACCGAAACGAUCGGCCAUGUGGAUCGUGCGCAACCUGGGUCUCGUGGGCCUCUAUAAGGGCGCCUCGGCAUGCCUCUUGCGCGACGUUCCCUUCUCGGCCAUUUACUUCCCUACCUAUAGCCACCUGAAGAAGGACUUCUUCGGAGAGUCGGCGACCAAGAAGCUGGGCGUACUCCAGCUCCUGACGGCGGGCGCCAUUGCCGGCAUGCCUGCGGCGUACCUGACGACGCCCUGCGACGUGAUCAAGACGCGGCUGCAGGUGGAGGCGCGCAAGGGCGAGGCGUCGUACACGGGCCUGCGACACGCGGCCAAGACGAUCUGGAAGGAGGAGGGCUUCACCGCCUUCUUCAAGGGCGGCCCCGCUCGCAUCUUCCGAUCGUCGCCGCAGUUCGGGUUCACGCUGGCGGCGUACGAGGUGCUCCAGAACGUGGUGCCGAUGCCGGGCAAGAAGGGCGAGGUCAAGAUGCACGGGGGCGUGGCUGACGCCAUGGCGGCGGUCUCGACGGCGGGCAGCCUGGACACGAGCCCGUUUGCGCGGAGCCGCAACGCGCUCAAGAUCAUUCUGGACCUGGACGAGGACUUUGGCAAGAUCAAGAUGCCCAACGAGAAGGGCUGGCGCUCGCUCCCGCGCAUCAUGGGUGGAAGUGGAGCGGCGCAAUGACGAAAGCUUACGACGAGGGACGGCGUUUCGGUCUCGCCACACGGCGCUCCGACGGCUGGAGGAAACGAAGGGACUCGAUAACGGCAGAAAAAGGGAGGGACUAGGCUCUGAUCCGCACGCAUUGCAUCAGACGCGGCGUUUUUUUCUUUUCAGGGGCAGAGUGUUUAAAGCAUCGCUGGGGGGUCAAAGUCUUUUCUUUUCGCACCCCGCUGUAUCUAUUCUGUCUUCUCUAUUCGUUUCUUUUGUAUUCCCUCUACUUGUUGUCCCCUUUAGACGGGUCUCUCUGGGUAUCAGGCAAGGCCCGGCGGCCCGACCUGGCCGCGUGCCCAGACGGGACGACCUGGUGACGGCACGGACGAAAUGGAUAGACCUAG